Closterium sp. NIES-67 is the source of this 2228-nucleotide messenger RNA. The record is from the annotation of a GenBank genome assembly. Lineage: Eukaryota; Viridiplantae; Streptophyta; Zygnematophyceae; Desmidiales; Closteriaceae.
CAACAUGUUGGAGAGUGACACCAUGCCAGCAAGUUAGCUUUCCGCCCAACGCCCACCUCCGAACAUGGACGCACGCGUGCCCGCUCCACCAGCGCCCCGCUGGCCGUUCUUGCGUCGCCUGCGCGCGCUGCUGAUCGUCGUCGCGCGCCUCUCGCUGAGCCUCCCCGCCGCCACCAUAAGCGCCAUCCGCCACCGCCAAGCUCGUCCCCGCGCCGCCAUCCAGGGGCCUGCCGCCGCCGUUUUGCGAGUGAGUCGUAGCGAGCCGUCGCUCGCCGCUCUCGCGUGCGACGACGUGCCUCCAGCAGCAGCGCCGCAACGCGCGGCCGGCGGUGAAGGGCUCGAGUCGACGGCGUCGGCGCCUCUAGGGUGCGAUAGUGGCAGCGCUAGCGGCGGGCCGGGCGGCGGCGACGAGCGAGGGGCGGCGAGCGACUUAGUGGAGGCGAGAGGAACGACGUGCCGCGUGACGCGACGGCUGACGGUGUCGCGGGACUCGGAGGGGCGCAAGGUGAUCAACGAGUACGUGAGGGAGCGAGUCAUCGGCCGAGGCUCGUACGCCAAAGUGGUGCUGUAUCGCCAUGCGUCCACGGGCCUCAUGUGCGCGCUCAAGGUGUGCUGCAAGUCUCGCCUCAAGCGCGUGCGAGUGGCGCCAGGCGAAACAGCGCUGAUGGACGUGCAGCGCGAGGUGCGUGUGCUGCAGCGGCUGCAGCACCCACACGUGGUGCAGCUGAGGGAGGUCAUUGACGACCCCCUUGCCGACAAACUCUACCUCGUGUUUGAGUACGUGGAGGGCAGGCCACUCUUCCCCGACGACGCCCCACCCGCAGGGGGUGUGGGCGAGGACACGGCUAGGCGUGUGUUCCAAGAUGUCAGCGCCGCACUGCUCUACGUGCACAGCCAGGGCGUGGUGCACAACGACGUCAAGCCUGCCAACAUCCUCUGCUCGUCGCAAGGCGGUGCCAAGCUUUCUGACUUUGGUGUCUGCCAGGAAGUCACCCCGCCCAACGACUGGCAGCGCAGGAGUCCAGGCACGCCCGCCUUCACUGCGCCCGAAUGCUGCACUGGAGCACCGUUCAGAGGCAUGGCGGCGGACACAUGGGCGCUGGGGUGCACACUGUUCGCCAUGACGUCUGGGCGCCACCCCUUCCUAGGGACCUCGCUCAUGGACACCUACGACAAGAUCCAAUCUGAGCCAUUGAUCCUGCCAGCAGGCAUCUCUCCCUCGUUGGCGGAUCUGCUUACAAGGCUUCUGCACAAAGACCCCUUGCAGCGCAUCUCUCUCGCCCAGGCCGCCGCCCAUCCGUGGGUCCUGCAUGCUGCCCUGCCCUCCUCCCCGCCAUCCCCUGCGCCCUGAGCCCUUCCCAUCCCCACCAACCCUUUCUCCUGGCGGCCCUUCACCUAGAAGCACCGCUCUGUACCACUCUGCGCCGUGAGCUGUGCUGCUGCUGGCCCUGCCUUGCCUGGCGCAUUGGGUGCAAUCAUGCACGUGCAUCGCCAGCACCCCACCCUGGGCCGCCUGCUGUGUGUGCCGCUGCAACCAGGCAGGCACGCCAUUGCCCUGCGCUGCCACAGUGCUGCGAAGCACGAGGCCGGCACAAGGGAUGCCGUGGAGCGAGAGCGCAUGGAGAGGGGUGGAUGGCCGACAGGCUAGGCACUGAGGAGGCAAGGGGAGAGGUGCAGUGGGGGUGGUUUCUGCACGCAAUGCCCCGUGUGGGCUGUGCUGCCGUGUGCUCAUAGCAGCAGUGCUGCCCUCCUGUGGUGCUCUGGAUGGCAGCAGUGCGCAUGCUGGGUGGAUCAGCGCUGUAGCACCCCACAACGAUCAGUGGCAGCAAUGCCACACGGCAGUGUGCACGGCCAUGCUGCACCCGGCCAUCGCACAUAACACCCAUGUGUGUUCUCAAGGCAUGCAUGCGCGGAGAGCGUGUGACAUUGCAGCAGAGAGGCCUUGUGUGGCUGGCAGCUAAGUGCAAUGUGCAGCCCGUCGAGAGGCGCCGACGUGGUGUGGUGGAGGGGUACCGCAUUCCCCGUACAAUACACCCAAGGACAGGGCGUUUAGCGGAAUUCUUGGAAAAAGGGAAAUGUGUGUUCUCAUUGUCAGAAUAGCGAGAAAAUGUUGAAUAGGAAGGGAGUGAGGGGGGAUGCAUGUAUACAAUGUUGUACUCCCUAAGAGCUGAUCUAGCUAGCAUAUCUAAACAAAAAUAUCAUAACACCAAUACAUUUGUCAGUUGACA